Messenger RNA from Varanus komodoensis (Komodo dragon), 2218 nucleotides. RefSeq names its product enoyl-CoA hydratase and 3-hydroxyacyl CoA dehydrogenase (gene EHHADH). Gene Ontology annotation, cellular component: peroxisome. Gene Ontology annotation, molecular function: NAD+ binding; (3S)-3-hydroxyacyl-CoA dehydrogenase (NAD+) activity. Lineage: Eukaryota; Metazoa; Chordata; Lepidosauria; Squamata; Varanidae. Bases 3 to 2186 code for a protein of 727 amino acids. Gene Ontology annotation, biological process: fatty acid beta-oxidation. The record is from RefSeq and is a predicted model, not a curated record. The transcript has 7 exons.
UCAUGGCUCAGCUUUCGCGGGGCUCCGCUGCAGUGGCGGUGAUUCGGCUGUGUAACCCUCCGGUCAACGCGCUGAGUGCUACAACAUUACAAGCUUUAGAACGAGAAGUGAACCAUGCAAAUAUGGAUCCUACUGUGAAAGCUGUUGUGAUUUGUGGGGCAAAUGGAAAAUUCAGUGCAGGUGCUGAUAUCAAAGGAUUUUCUAAUGUUAACCGGAAAGGCAUGCCCAGUUUGGAGUCAGUAGUUUCUUUAAUAGAGAAAAGUGACAAGCCAAUGGUGGCUGCCAUUGAAAGCAUGGCUUUUGGAGGAGGCCUGGAGGUGGCAUUGGGCUGUCAUUACAGAAUUGCAGAUACAAAGGCUAAGGUGGGUUUGCCUGAGGUCCUGAUAGGCUUAAUUCCUGGUGCUGGUGGGACUCAGCGGCUUCCUAGACUGAUAGGAGUACCAGCUGCACUUGAUAUCAUCACCACAGGAAAAUAUGUGCCAGCUCCAGAAGCGCUUCGACUGGGGAUCCUAGAUAAGGUUGUGGAAGAAAAUACCAUUGAAGCUGCCAUAAGCUUUGCAGAAAAAGUUUCAGGUCAGCCACUGGGACCUCGCAGACUCUGCCUGAAAGAAGCUCCCAGGCUACACAACAUGGAAGCCAUCCUUGAGGAAGCUUUUAUGAAGGUGAAGAAACAGGCCCGUGGUUGCCUUUCACCAGAAAUGUGCUUCCAAGCUGUAAAAGCCUCUGUGUACUUGCCUUUUGAAGAAGGAAUUUGCAAAGAGAGAGAACUCUUUCUCAAACUCUUCGUUUCAGACCAGGCUAAGGCAUUGCAAUAUGCCUUCUUUGCACAAAGAACUGCAGAGAAGUGGGUGCUGCCCAAUGGAGCAUCCUCAAAAAAUGCAGUCCCUCAACCAGUUCGGAAAGCAGCUGUGAUAGGUUUGGGGACAAUGGGCCAUGGCAUUGUGAUAUCUCUGGUGAGAGCUAAAAUUCCUGUGGUGGCUAUAGAGCAGGAUAAAAAGCAUUUGGAGAUGUCCAGGAGAGCUAUCAUAGGUAGCUUAGAACGUGAAGCAUCAAGAAUGCAACAGAAUGGCCUGAAACUGGAUGUGUAUCUGCCUGACCUGAUUCAUUUCACUCUGGAUUUUGAGGUGCUGAAAGAUGUAGAUCUAGUGAUUGAGGCUGUAUUCGAGAAUAUGGCUUUGAAGAAGGAAAUCUUCAGCAGGUUGUCAGCAGUUUGCAAACCUGGAGCCUUUCUGGCCACUAACACCUCCUGUCUAGAUAUUGAUGAGAUUUCUGCUGUCACUAGCUGCCCUCACCAAGUCAUUGGCAUUCAUUUCUUUGCACCCGCUCAUAUAAUGAAGUUACUAGAAAUAAUCUAUGGUCGGCAAACAUCACCCACUGCCAUUGCUACAGCCAUGAACCUGGGCAAAGCUAUGGGCAAAAUUGGGGUUGUGGUAAAGAAUACUUUUGGUUUUGUUGGGAACCGAAUGCUGGCUGCUUACAAUGAGCAAACUUAUUUCCUCUUAGAAGAGGGCAGUACGCCAGGGGAAAUAGACAAUGUUUUGGAAGAAUUUGGUUUCAAGAUGGGUCCCUUCAAGGUAUCGGACCUUGCUGGGCUUGAUGUGGGCUGGAGAUCUAGGGAAGGGCAAGGCCUGACCGGUGCCAACCACCCUCUUGGCACACCUGCUUGUCAAAGAGAUGGCAAGCGCUACAGCCCACUCCCUGAUAUCCUGUAUGAGAAGGGGAGGUAUGGCCAGAAAAAUGGGAAGGGCUGGUAUCAGUACGAUAAACCAGGGGGAAAGGUAGCAAAAUCAGAUCCAUGGCUUCAUGCUUUUCUUUCUGAUUACAGAAGUACUCAUAACAUAAGAACACGCAUCAUCACCCAUGAUGAGAUUCUGGAACGUUGUCUGUAUUCCCUUGCCAAUGAGGGCUUCCGGUUAUUAUCUGAAGGAAUUGUAUCUUGUCCAGAAGCCAUAGACACCAUCUAUAUCAAUGGUUAUGGCUGGCCCAGGCACAGGGGUGGACCCAUGUUCUAUGCUUCUGAGGUUGGAUUGUCUAGGGUUCUAACAAAACUGCAGGAGUAUGCCGAGGCUAACCCCGACAUACCCAGACUGCAACCCAGUGCUUUUCUGCAGAAGCUUGUAGCCUUGGGCAGUCCUCCUCUGAAGGAGUGGUCAACACUUCUGGGAUCUCAGCACAGCAAGUUAUAAGCUUAAUAAACUGCAUAAGCUUUGUGUUCAAA